This is a messenger RNA of Cutaneotrichosporon cavernicola, 2415 nucleotides long. RefSeq lists its product as uncharacterized. Lineage: Eukaryota; Fungi; Basidiomycota; Tremellomycetes; Trichosporonales; Trichosporonaceae. Gene Ontology annotation, biological process: intracellular protein transport; vesicle-mediated transport. The record is from RefSeq and is a predicted model, not a curated record. The coding region runs from base 1 to 2415 and encodes 804 amino acids. The transcript is spliced from 5 exons. Gene Ontology annotation, cellular component: AP-3 adaptor complex; membrane coat.
AUGAUUAACCGCCUCGGGCAGCGGAUCAAAGAAAACUUCCACGAAACGACGCGGGACCUCUCCCUCCUCGCCGGAGGGAGCGGCUCAGGCGCCGCGGGCUACUUCGACGUCAGCGAGGACAAGGUCGUCGAGGUGUCCAAACUGCUCGAGAGCCGAGCUGAGAGCGAGCGCCUCGAAGGCAUGAAGCGCAUCAUUGCCGCCAUGUCCAAGGGCCGCAACAUGGAGGGCUUCUUCGCCCAGGUCGUCAAGCAGGUCGUCGCGAGCUCGAUCGAGAUCCGCAAGCUUGUCUACAUCUACCUCCUGCGCUAUGCGGCCACCAACUCGGACCUCCUCCUGCUGUCCAUCAACACGUUCCAGAAGGACCUGUCCGACCCGUCUCCGCUCAUCCGCUCCAUGUCCUUGCGUGUGCUCACGUCUAUGCGCCUCCCUGUGAUCCAAGGCAUCGUCAUGCUCGGGCUUAAGAAGCUCGUUAACGAUCGGAACCCAUGGGUCCGCAAGACUGUUGCAGGCGGCCUCGCCAAGGUCUAUGAAAUGGACACGAGCACGCAAUCUGAACUCGUCCCCUUACUGCAGACUCUCCUGGCCUCACCCUCACCUCUCACUCUCGGCGCGACGCUUACGGCUUUCAUCGAGAUUUGCCCCGAUCGCCUGGACCUCCUCCAUCCGUACUACCGGCACAUCUGCCGCCUGUUAGGAGACGCAGACGAGUGGGGUCAGGUUGUCGCGCUAGAGGUGUUGACGCGGUACGCCCGCGCGAUGCUGGACAAGCCCGAGGAAGUCGCACAGGCGAACGGAAAGGAGUCGGAGGACGAGUUCGGUGGGCUCGACGUCGACCUUGCCAUGCUCCUUGAUCUGAGCAAGCCGCUUCUCCGGAAUCGCAACGGCGCAGUUGUACUCGCGGCCGCGAAAAUGUACUACAACCUCGCGCCUGCAGGGCACGCAUCUGUCGGGCAGGAGAUCAUCGCUGCGCCCCUGCUCCGGCUAGCAGGGACAAGUGGAGCGGACGCGACAGGUGUCGAGAUCUCCAUCAUCACGUGGGACGUCAUCGCAAGCAUGGCAGAGGAGCGCCCUUGGCUGUUCGCGAGCCGCUUCGCCCACUUCUUUCUGCACACGUCUGACAAGGCGCAGGUCAUGUCUGCCAAAAUGCGGGCGAUGGUGGCCAUGGUCAGCGAGGAGAACGCAACUGCGGCCAUCCGCGAGUUCAAGGGGUACACUGCGCUGCCGUCCGACACUGUGGCAGAGGAGGCGGUGCGCGCGAUUGGCCACUGUGUGCGCUCACAACCGGCGGUGGCGGAGACGGGAUUACGUUCGUUGAUGCGGCUGCUCAAGAGCACGAGGAGCGCCCUGGUCGCGCAGGCGGUUAUUGUGUUGAAGGGUGUGAUUCUGCAGGGCGUCACGCUGUCGUCGCCCGAACGCCUGGUGGCGCGCCUCGCAAGACAGCUGGACAACAUCACCAACGCAUCGGCACGUGCAAGUGUGUUCUGGCUCGUGGGGCAGUUCGCGGCCGACGACGGGCCAGACAACACUCUGGGCCUCAAGUGGGACAGCGUGGCCCCGUGGGUGCCAGACAUCCUACGCAAGGGUGUGAAGGGGUUCACGGAAGAGGAGGCGCCAGCCAAACUCCAGAUAUUGACAUUGGUGGCAAAACUACUCGUGCUCUCUCCUAACGCGCCCAAACUCGACCUCUUCUGCCAGUACCUCUUCGCUCUGGCGCGGUGGGACGCAGACUACGAUGUGCGUGACCGUGCACGCUUCCUCGCUGCCCUUCUGCGCGGCGUGCGUGAAGUCGACGGCGAGAGCGAGGACCAGGACGUCGGCGGCGUCAUCCUGCGCCGCGAGCAGGCACGUGUCGUGCUGCUCGGCAAACGCGAGGUCGCUCUGGACGCAGCAGCUGAGCCGAGCGAGCUCGAGAUUGCCUCGAUGAGUCGCGUCGCGCACCACAAGUUGAGCGGGUACACGCCGCUGCCGGAGUGGACGGACGACCCAACGGACGCGUCGCUGCGCGAGUCCGAGAUCGAGCGGCCCAAACCGCGCUCGCCACCACGCGCAUUCGGCUCACAGCCAAGCUUUGGCUCGCAAUCCUCCGCUGUUGCGGCCAACCUCGCUGCUCUUGCUGCGCCUCGCCGUUCCACGCCACAGACCCCGCUUGGAAGCUCGCCCGCCAGCUCCGUGCCACACACAACCCGCGCCAAGUUCCGCGAUCUCGACGACUUCCUCAACUCGGAGGGGUCGGACGACGAGAGUGAGGAGGUGACGAGCGAGGACGAGGCGGUGUUCGAGGUCGACCCGGUUGCGCAGAGACGGCGCGACUUUGUGCCGGAGUAUGAUGUGGACGAGUUGGAGGACGACGAUGAGACCACAGACGAUAGUAGCACAGACGAGAGCGACGUAGAGGCGCCUCUGUACCGCCGUUAG